UCCUCAAGUCAAAAGACUUGCCGACAUUUCGAAUACCACUCUAUGUAUGGAUGUUACAUUAAUUACGUUCCGUUAAAUAAGAAAAACAUUCCACGCUCCCACAAAAAAACAUGAAAGUAAUCUGAAUAUAAUUGCGCAUCGUAAUAAAAAUAGCUUCAUAAAUCACAAUGUCAAACACAUCUCAACAAGUCUGAGCUCUCACACAACAUGGGAGAUAAGAUAACAGACGCGUCAGUAGUCAGUUACUUGCAGGCGAUGGACAACUUCGGGUACCGCGAGAUGGGGUGGCCUUCUCCCCAGCAUACGCCUGCCCAAACUACGCCCAUGAGGGCUGGAUUCCGAGGUAGCAGCGUCAGAUCGCGAGCACCAAGAGAACCUGAGGAAUUUCCAUUAAAUACCAACUACAAACAUGUCAGAAACAUCGACCUCUUGGAGUCAGCUCGAGAACCGUGGAAAGCGAAAGAGUAUCUCUUCGUCGGACCCUCACCACCAGCUGAAGAUGCUCCCAACAUGUACCACAGUUUCGAUGUCCUCGCUCCAGAUCCUGAGGCCAGGUUGACAGAAGAAGCGGCCCGAAGAAGCCUGUGUGAGAAAGCGUUGACACUUGGAGCUGCAAGAUUUUUCGAUGAUGUUGAGUGCGGUUUAAUAACAACGGAUAACAUCCAGGAACAUAUUUGUUCUGCUCCUGAAGUGGUUGUGAACAUGACGUUAUUGUGGGCUGCGUUACUUGCCAGGGAUGAACUAUUGCCAGCUAUUUUGGAAGCAGGCGCUGACAUUCACUACUCAGAACCAGAAGGUUUGACUGCUUUACAUCUCGCAGCAUUCAGUGGCGCAGGAAGAGCUGCCAUCUUCCUUCUUUCUCGUGGUGCUGAUGUUGACUUUGCGCCGAAAUAUUUCGCACCCCUACACUGCGCUGCGUUUGGUAAUUCUUUAGAAGUGGCUGAAAUUCUGAUUGCUAAUGGUGCUUCAUUACACGCUGUCGUGCAAAGGGCAGGAUGUGAGGAUAAUCUAGUGCAUUGUGCAGUUCGAGCUGAUGCUGUUGAGUGUAUGGAACUGUUUAUCGAGAGAGGUGUGGACCCAGCAUAUGUUACCUCAGGUGGAUUGAAUGCCUUACAUCUAGCCGCUGAACUUGGCGCACAAAGAUGUCUAUCGUAUUUACUGAAAGAGACAAAGAUAAGUGUAAACGGUGUAACUAAACAAAGAGAUAAGGAAUGUACAGCUAUACAUCUAGCAGCGGCGAGAGGGUACGCUGAAUGUCUAGAGCUAUUGUUAUCAGAGGGCGCAAAAGCAAAUACGAAGAAUUACAGGGGUUUUACCGCACUACAUCUUGCAGCUAGAUGCUCGAGCAUUGAAUGUGUUGAAGUGCUUCUUAGAGAUGGAAAUGCUGAUCCUAACGUUGAAGACUACGACAAACGCACACCACUUCAUGCAGCAAUUGGAAGAUCGGAGCGUGCCUGUGACAUCAUCGAUAUGCUUGUAAGUUGGGGAGCUCAAGUCAACAAAAAAGAUGAGUAUGGAUAUUCACCAUUGCAUUUAGCCGCUAUGGAUAAUUUGACUCAAUGUGUUGAGACUCUCAUAUUCCUCGGAGCUGAUGUAACUUCAAAAUCUAAGAAAGGACACACAGCUUUGAGUGUUAUUGCUAGGAAAACUCCAAAAUCAUUAGCGAUAUUACGACAUAAUCUUGAUUGUGGCAUUUCAUUAAAUCAACCGAGUGAAUCUAAUGAAGAAGUUCAAAUUGAAUUUGAUUUCGGUAGAAUGUUGAAAUUUUCUUAUCCGCGUGAGAUCACAUAUUUAAACAGUUUGAUAGAUGAAGGCCAAAAAGAUAUAUUACUACAUCCGCUUUGCUCUGCGUUUUUGUUUAUGAAAUGGAGGAAGAUAAGGAAGUUUUAUUUGGCGAGGCUAAUAUUUUGUUUUCUUUUUGUAUCAUUCCUGUCCAUUUACGUGUUGACGGCUGUCGUCAAGACUUGUAAGGGUAAAUAUGCUGAGAAGUAUGGUGUGCUAAACGAACUUUGUCAAAAGCAAUCUCUCUUAGGUUUGAUCCUUACUAAUAAUCCUAUAGAGUUUGAGAGAUGGGUUUUGAUGGCCAUCACAGCAUUCGAGAUACUUCGGAAGCUGACUGGUAUAACUGGGUAUUCAAGUUUCUAUCAAUACUUUACAACAUUCGAGAAUUUGAUGGAAUGGUUUGUCUUGCUGUCUGUGUUUUCUCUUUACAAAAUACAUAAUGAUUACAGCUGGCAGAACCAUGUGGGAGGGUAUGCGGUGUUAGGAGCUUGGACUAACUUGAUGCUAAUGAUGGGUCAACUUCCAAUGUUCGGGGAUUAUGUCGCCAUGUACCAAAAAGUUUUAACAGAGUUCUUAAAACUACUGCUGGCUUAUAUUUGCCUUCUCUUAGGCUUCACAAUCUGCUUCUGCGUUGUGUUUCCAAACGAGGAGAUGUUUUCGAACCCUUUGAUGGGUUUCAUCAGUACAUUAUCUAUGAUGGUAGGAGAGUUAAAUUUGAACAUCUUGAUCAAUGAUCCAACGAAAGAUGACCCGCCAUUGAUAUUCGAAUUAUCCUCACAGAUUAUUUUCAUCCUAUUCCUUAUGUUCGUCACUAUAAUUCUGAUGAACUUGCUCGUUGGUAUUGCUGUCCACGACAUUCAAGGUUUGCGUAAGACCGCUGGUCUCUCCAAAUUAGUCCGUCAGACCAAACUGAUCUUGUUUGUAGAAAUGGGUAUGUUCAGUGCUUGGCUUCCGAAAUGUCUUCACAAAUAUGUGUACAGAACUGCUCUGGUGUCACCAGAAGCAGGCAAAGUAAUUUUGAGUGUGAAACCUUUGAAUCCUAGAGAAAAGAGAUUGCCUACAGAUAUAAUGAUGGCUGCGUACGAAUUGGCGCAGUUGAAUAAAGUGAAAUCGGGGAGGUCUAUCAAAGAGAUUUUAUACAAAAACAAGUAUACAUCGAAAUUGAAGAAUGAGGGUCAAUUUGCUCCUGACCAUAACUUCAGUUUAGAGAUUAGAGGUAUGCAAGAGAAGAUAGAUCAGGCUACGUUUAAUAUGAAGAAGAUAGACCAAGAGAUACGGCAUUUGAACACACUGUUAAUGGAUCAACAGACUCUUUUACACAAUUUCUUUAAAAAUACUGAUAUUAUUCCAUAUAAAGCUCCUCACACGGCUACGCCUAUAUAUUCACCAGAGUCUCCAAUAUUUUUUACUAAUACAAGCCAAAGCCAGUAUUCAGAAAACAGUACUAAAUGAUAUUAGGUCGUAUGGUAAUUUAAAUGGAUAAAGAAAUUGAUACUUAUUCUCAUGAGCUUACAGUUCAAUGUUGAAUGUUUCUUUGAGUACAUGUUAUGUUAGGACUUAGUACGUGCUUUAGGAGUCUGAGAAGAAAAUUAUUGUAACAAACUUUGAGUUAAACAAGAAACCUCAAAAAUGCUUGUUAACUAACGUAGUCGUGAUUUAACUUGGUUGAUUUUUGUUUAUAAGUAUUUUAUAUGUCAAAUCUCAUAAAAUAUUGAACCGAUUUUGAUAAAUGUUUAAACACUCGUGAAGUCAUAUUUUUUGCUUAAAAUCUUACUUCAUUAAAAUUGUUUUCUUGAUUAUGUACGUAAAUACACACCUAUUAUUUUUUGAAAUCUAACAAAAAUUAGUCAGGGUAUUUUUUAUUACAGAUUAAGAAACAUUAAAAUGAGAUCUAUAAUUAAUUUUACAAUGUUAUGUAACUUCCGUGUAAUCUCAGUAUAAAAAUAAUUGUAAUUUGUAAUCAACCAAAACGAAUCUUAUUGUAAACAGAAGAUGUUCUCAAAAAACAAUAAAAUAUUCCGAAGUACUUCUUGAUAACAGUUAAUUUGUUUUACGAUAAAGUCUAUGUAUCAGAUUUAACAUCGCAACUACAGAACUACAUACCUAUCUGUACUUCUAAGAAAGGAUAGACAACCAGUAUGUUCUUCAAACAUUCAAUCAUCAUCAGCUAGUGUCUGCUGGUCUUUGGGCACCUUCUACAUAAAAGGUGUUUGACAAAAUUUCGUUGUUCGGGUCGGAGAUCGUAGUUUCAAAGCCUCUGGUAUAUUAAGGAGCCAUAAGUCGUGUUUGACCUAAUUUCCGUGCAUUUAGGUGUAGAUUAUUAUACGAACCUUGUAGAAUCUAAAUCAAAUUUCGGUGCGUUUAGGCGCUUUUGCCAUACUUAUUAUUGGAAGCAAGUAUAACAGCUCACACUUAGGCUGUCAACCUGGCCUCAGGAUUUGGCGUCUGGGCUCCUCCUCUCCUGCAGCAAUUCACCGAGGGAAAUGGAAACUAUCGUUUUUUUUUCUUCUCUUAUAAUAUCUAUAAUAUCUUCUGAUUCACUUCGUUGCCAAGACAGUAAUUCAUGUCCCUGGGAUGUGACAUCAGUGUUUUGGUGAUACUGUAGAUCCUGGCUUACAGGAGUUGCACCGGUUUUGGAGGUUGUGGCGAGUUUGUUCCUUAAAAAAAUAAUUUCCAUGCUUUGCAGGCAGUUCGGGAAUCAUAGUUUAAAUUCCUAUGGUUUAUAAAAGAGCGCCAGGGCCUAGUUUCUGUAAAAAGUGUAAUCUCUUACGAUAGCCGUGGGAACAAAAGUGCUGGUGAUAAUUAUUGUAUCUAACUUUUAAUCUGCCGUUUUGGCUGAUACUAUACAAAAAACGGCAGCUUCUUACUAUCGUACUUAUAUUAUAAAUGCGAAAUUUUGUGAGUUUGUGUUUGUCUGUUUGUCUGUAUGUUUUCUACUCAAUCACGUCA
This is a messenger RNA of Spodoptera litura, 4731 nucleotides long. RefSeq names its product transient receptor potential channel pyrexia. Gene Ontology annotation, cellular component: transmembrane transporter complex; membrane. Gene Ontology annotation, biological process: monoatomic ion transmembrane transport. The record is from RefSeq and is a predicted model, not a curated record. Gene Ontology annotation, molecular function: monoatomic ion channel activity; protein binding. NCBI's taxonomy places the organism in Eukaryota, Metazoa, Arthropoda, Insecta, Lepidoptera, Noctuidae.